AUGACCUCGAAACACGGUCACUCCCCACAGCCUUCCCCACACGCACAGCAAAAUAAGAGGAAUCGAUAUCGACAUGUCCGAUCGAAUCAGACUCGCCCUCCCCUGGACCAUCGUCAAAGCCAGUCGCACGAGAUUCCGGACAUUGAUAUCAAGCUCUCAAGCGAUAGUCUCUGCCAUCAGACCGGAGAGCCGAACCGGUCAAACGACCUAUCUCCAUCUCGAGCGUUUCGCAGGCGUAAAGUCGAGGAGCCGAGGAGGGAUGACUUGAUUAAGGGCGAUGUUUUCGAGGAUGUCUCCACUCCCGGUCCCACAAGUCCAGAGCAGAAGCAGGUUGAAUACCCCACCUCACCUGUCAAGAAGGCAUCAGACAGUAGCGUCUCUAAAACCGACAUCACUGUCCCUGUGACUGCCAACACGCCAAGUCAAAUCCUUCUUGCCCAGCGACCGAAACCUCAAGUCGAUCUGGUGACUCGUCAUCUUGGGAUGGUACAACACCAUCAGGCCCGGUCUGAACCUGCAGGUCAGGAAAGUGUCAUGGAGCAUAUCGAAACCCCCAUCCCGACUCACCCCCAUGCUACCCCCUUCAAUUGCAACAAUACCUCCGAUAAUCCCUACGCAGAAUACGAUAUGCCCAUUUUGCGAGAACAGCCCGUGAAUAUCGCACCAAACUCUAGAUAUCCUGGCACAUUUACCAUCAACCCGUUAAAAGGCUCCAAUGUACCAAACCUCAUGCUCAUUCGUCCUGCCGCUCCUGCUUCCAUAGCGGCCAUGCGCUGUCCUACUCCACCUCACGGCAUCUCGCUCACUCGACCAUUCCCUCUUGAUCCGCCUCCCUAUACCGAUGCGGACAUUCCACUCCCUCAGCCCUACAACUCCGAUUUCCCACAUCCCAUCACAGUCUAUGCUUCUCCAGGAGUCAAUCCCAAAACCCUUCAACACUCAGGUUAUGACAUGGUUUUGGCCGAGUUGAUGGAAACCAACCCCAAACGUGCCAUGGGCGAUAUUCUGGCUUCUUCUGAGCGUGAAGGUCUCACAGCUCCCGCCUUGGCGGUCCAUGUCACCGAAGGAGACGGGAAUGGGAUUCCGGAACGUCUUUGGUCCAAAUUUGACAGUCUGGGAGCUGCUCGACUUGCCGUUGGCGUACCAUCACCUUUUGUAUCGUACGCCAGAUCGUCAGCCAUCACGCCAUCUUCUCUUCCUCCUCGAUUCCAAGGACUUCCAUUCGAUGUCGUCAAACCGCCCAUAUCACCUCUGACUCCUGGUGCCUUAUCUGCAACGGAGCUGAGAUCCUAUCACAUGUCCCUAUCUCAGUCCCGACCAAUCCACCGUUCCAACUCGGCACCACAAAUCGACCUAUUUCCUGGCAUCCGACAGAUGGCCCGUCGGCACAGUGAGAUCGACCACAUCUCGGCUAUGGAGCCCGGCGAGAGACAGAGGCAGUUGUGUCCACACUACAAGACAGAACUCUGUCCGUAUUGGCAGGCAGACACUAUCUGCAAGUAUGAUGACCAGUGUCAAUUUGCUCACGGCUAUGAUGAACUUCGCUCUUCAAGAGUAACUGGAACCCCACCUACCUUUGACCUCAGUCCGGCAUAUCAACGCUCAAACCCGUUCGAGUUCCCCACGCCUCCUGACACUCCUGUGGGUCAUGUCGAGCCCCGACGUACGAUUCUUGUUCCUUCAGCAACUCCGCUGGGUUCCCUCCCUUCUUUCAAUGAGAGACCGGAUCUUCGCCGUGCGUAUAUGCCACCAACUGGUCUUUGCACUGUCCAAGAAACAGAAGAUGAUACUCCUGUGCUCCGACAUACCGCUUUGGACCCAGUCGCCCCGAUAGGAUCCGAACGUUGUUCUCCCUCUAAGGCUUCAAGCACUACCAAAAGAUCCAUGCCACCUCCUCUAUCUACCGAUCCAGGUUAUCUACACCCAACUUCUCCUUCCAUGCCUGCCUUCCAGCUGUCUGCAGCUGCGAGCAUACACACAUCUCCACUCGUUUGUAACACUCGCGACUCAAUUUCCACCCUGACCCUAUGGUUGGAGUCCCGUCGAUAG
Tremella mesenterica DSM 1558 is the source of this 2049-nucleotide messenger RNA. RefSeq lists its product as uncharacterized. Lineage: Eukaryota; Fungi; Basidiomycota; Tremellomycetes; Tremellales; Tremellaceae. The transcript has 5 exons. The coding region runs from base 1 to 2049 and encodes 682 amino acids. The record is from RefSeq and is a predicted model, not a curated record. Gene Ontology annotation, molecular function: metal ion binding.